AUGUACAUUUUAACCGAUCCAGACGACAUUUACCACUUGUCCAAUACCUGCUUACAGAAAGAUCAAUUUAGUUACGACUUCACAAAAGAACUCCUAGGACUGGGUUUACUUUAUGCACCAGUACCAACUUGGAGGAGACACCGUAAGCUGAUAAGCCCAGCCUUUAAUCAACUCAUACUUGAUGGCUUUAUGGGUAUUUUUAAUGCUCAGGGUAAGCUCCUGGUCGAACGGUUAAAACAAGUCGAAGGGAAGGGCCCUUUUGAUCAUUCACAUUACGUCAGACAGACUUUUAUGGAAACUAUCUGCUUAACGGCAAUAGACGACAAAAUCACAGAAGAUGUUGCUUUGAAUUACGUUAAGGCAUUUGAAUCAUAUCUUAAUUAUAACAUACUUAGAUUCCAAACUAUUUGGCUGUAUCCCAAUUUUAUAUACCGUUUUAGUAGUCUCAAAAAGAAACAAGACGCUAGCGUGAAGUUUUUACAAGACACUUGUGAUAUGGUCUUACGAAAGAAAAGAGCUCAGCGAAAAUUAAAUAGCCUUUCUAAUAGCAACAAAGACGCAAAUCCAAAAGUAAAAGUCUUUAUGGACCUAAUUUUGGACUACGAUGAAGGAACAUUGUCGGAUCAAGAGAUAAGAGAUGAAAUAAACACUAUUAUGAUGGCUGGUCACGAAACAUCCGCAACUGUUACUAAUUUUUUUUUACUGUUACUCGGAUCAUAUCCUGAUGUUCAGGAACGAGUAUAUAAAGAAUUACAAGAAGUGUUAGGAGAUAGAGACGUAGAAAAAAGUGAUUUGUCCCAACUCGUCUAUUUAGAAGCGGUGAUCAAGGAAACGAUGAGAUAUUAUGUAAUGGCGCCCUUCGUUGGUAGAUAUAUCGAUCGUGAAGUUAAGCUGAAGAACUGCACACUAAAACCAGGGCAUAAUUGCCUUAUGUUGAUUUACGGCGUGCAUAGGAAUCCUUUGUGGGGACCGGAUGUAGAGGAAUUCAGACCAGAGAGAUGGUUAAAUCCAGAAACAAUACCAAAAAAUGUGAAUUAUUUUGCCAGUUUCAGCAUUGGAAAGAGAAACUGCAUAGGUAAAACCUAUGCUAUGAUGUCGAUGAAAACACUAUUAUGCCACUUACUUCGCCGUUACAAAAUACAUGCCGAUCAUUCAAAUAUAGUACUUAAGUUAGAUGUAUUGUUGAAACCUGUGUCAGGACAUUUUAUUACGAUUGAAGACAGGUUAAAGAGUAAACUUUGGGAUAAAUUCGUGGAGCUGACAAAUGAAUGUUUAGAUAAAGGAAACGCUUCAUACUUUUUAAUCGGUACUAAAAAGUUAUAUGUUUUAACAGAUCCAGAUGAUAUUAGUGUUGUAUCUAAUAUUUGUCUAGACAAGGAUAAAAUUUUCAGCGCAAUAACUAAGAGGUUACUUGGUGAAGGCCUAGUUUUUGCCGAAGUACCAAAAUGGAAAAGACACCGUAAAUUAUUAUUGCCAGCCUUCAAUCAACAAAUACUGGAUAGUUAUUUACCAAUAUUCAAUAGUCAGGGCAGGAAAUUAGUGAAGAAAUUUGAGAAGAAAUGUGGAAAAGGUCCAUUUGAUUGUACAAAGUAUUUGAAACGCACAUCAUUAGACACCAUUUUUAUGACAGCAAUGGGCCUUGAAAUUAGUGACCAAGAAUCCAAGACAUUUCUAACAGAUUUGGACACGGCAAUUGACAAAGGACUCGAAAGAUUCCAAAAAUUCUGGCUAAUGUCCGAUAUUAUAUAUAAAUUCAGUAAUGUAAAGAAAGAAGAACAAUCAUGUAUGAAUAGCUUACGAACGAUUUCGGAAUUGGUUUUGUCUAGGAAACGAAAAGAAAUUGCAUUGAGACAAAAAAGUAAUGUCAAUUACCAAAAAGAUAAAAAUAAUUAUCUGGAACAGCUGCUGUAUUUUAGCAAUGACCUAACAGAUGAUGAAAUAAUUGACGAAAUACAUACAAUUAUAAUAGCCGGUAACGAUACUACAGCAACUGUUAUUAUGUAUGCAUUGAUUUUGAUUGGUUCCUAUCCAAACGUGCAAGAAAAAGUUAUGAAUGAAUUGGAAAAUGUAUUUGGAGACUCUGACAGAGACGUGCAAAAACAUGAUUUAGUGCAAAUGAGAUAUUUAGAAGCAUUUCUUAAAGAAUGUAUGCGUUAUUAUGUGAUGGUUCCAUUCGUAUCAAGAUACAUUGACAAAGAAAUUAAACUGAAGAAUUAUGUCUUAAGACCUGGAAACAAUUGUCUCUUUCUUUUGUAUGGAGUCCACCGUAACGGUAUGUGGGGGGAAAAUGCUGAUCAGUUUCGACCAGAACGUUGGCUGGAAAACAAAGUGCCGUCUAACUCAAAUGCAUUUAUGCCCUUUAGUGUUGGAAAACGGAAUUGUAUAGGUCGAAUUUACGCUAUGAUGUUUAUGAAAACUCAACUUUCUCACAUACUCCGAAGUUACACAAUACAUGGCGAUCAUAUGCAACUAAAAUUAAGUUUAGAGAUGUUGCUCAGGCCUGCGUCUGGUCAUUAUAUAUCUAUACAAAAAAAAUGCAAAUAAUUAGUAAAGUUGUAAUGAUAUAAAUUAUACUUUUAUUAAUAUCAAACCUGAAAUAAAG
This is a messenger RNA of Melitaea cinxia (Glanville fritillary), 2602 nucleotides long. Its product is annotated as cytochrome P450 4V2-like. The transcript has 18 exons. The record is from RefSeq and is a predicted model, not a curated record. Bases 1 to 2544 code for a protein of 847 amino acids. Gene Ontology annotation, molecular function: iron ion binding; monooxygenase activity; heme binding. NCBI's taxonomy places the organism in Eukaryota, Metazoa, Arthropoda, Insecta, Lepidoptera, Nymphalidae.